UCCGGUGGCGCGCGCUGGAAACUCAAGCGGUCACCAUGGAGCUGUCGGCUGAGUAUGUCGGGCGCGACGGGAAGCGGCAGCGGCUGAGGGUGUCCUGCGAGGUGCCUGGCGACCCUGACCCUUUCCAUGGCCUGUUGUCGGGCGUGGCCCAGAUGAGGGAGCGGGUGGCCGAGCUCCUUGGCCCCCUGGUACAGAAGGAAGCGCAGGACCGCGUGGCGGCAGUUAGAUACGGGGCCUUGGAUGGUGGUGAUGAAGAUGAUGAAGACAAUGAAAAUAUCAUUGAUAACAGAACUAACUCAGAUGGACCAUCUGCAAAACGGCCAAAACCACCUUCUUAACAAUAGCUUUUAUGAAAUUUAAACUAAAAGACUGCCACUAUAUCCUAAUUAUCACAUAGCGAUAUUUCAGGAAGACUUGUGCUGUAAUUUGGAAAAGCAUUGGUUUUGUUCCCCUGGGACAAUUUUGUCAAAGAAAAAACUACUUCUUCUGUUUCCAGCAAAAGAUAUAAUAAAUGUUUAGGAAUAAAUCUAUUUUCUUGAGUGAGAAAUAAAUUUCAGACCAUGGGUAUAAAAUGGGACAUUUCAGUAUAAUGUAUAAAGUCCUCUAAUUUGGCAACUGGACUUUUAUCAUUGUUUUCUACGUUUAAAAUAGCUAUUGAAUUAAAAUGUGUGAUGUGUACAUCUUUUUAGCUUCUGCUUCUGUUAGGAACAUGUCAUGAUUCAUAGGCAGUAAAAUUUCAAAGAACUAACAUGAGCGAGCAGUGAAAACCGGGUAUUAAAUAUUAAGAAUGGUAGUUCUUCAAAUAGAAAUACUGAAAAGAAAGGAGAGUCCUUGAGAAGUGACCCAAGGAAACCUUGAGUCUAUACUCAGAUCCCAUAUAUAGACUUUCAGAGAUCUCAACAAAUAUGCACUAAUUGAUUUAAUUUUACCUUAAGAGAGCUAGAUGGAGUAUAUUUCUAAGCUGUGAUCCGGUAUAUGUAUAAAUAGAAAUAUAAGGCCUUAAGUAAAUAUCUGUGUUGGCUUUAACUUAGAUAUUUUCUCUCCUCCUGUAGCCAUACUUUGAUUUUGAUUAAUAGAGGACCAUUGAAUCCUUUUAAAAUAUAUAGUCCUAAAAUAUAUGUGUGUAUGCAUGUGUAUUCCUUUUCUUCUUGUCAGUCUAACUAAGGCAUUUUGUUUUACUCUACUGUGCACCUUAUCCAAUCCAUUUAGACAGUUAAUAUGCAAAUGAAUGCAAAGAAAUCAAGUAGCACCUACCUAAUGAAAUACAAAUAGUCACGGAAUUUUAGAAUUGAAAGUAACCUUACAAAUUAUAUGAUUUAUAUCAGAAAGAAACUGAAUCUUAGAACAGGUGUUUGCCCAGAGCUACACAGCUACCAUUGGCGGAACUGGGUUACAUACAUAGCCUUUUGCUUUUGUUUUCCCUUAGGCUGAUUAAAGGUUAGAGAAAUCAUUCAUCCGCUUUUGUGAAUCACUUUUAUUAUGAAAUAAUUUCAAAGAUAGAACUGUAAUACUUUCCCAGUUACACAUUCUGAAAUACAUAGCUUGCAAAGUAAAGAAACUGAAUGUACACAUCUUUUCAUAUCCUUAAAGUAUUGUUUAACUUGGAACAGCAGCCUUCCUCUAAGUACUCUUAGUUAAUCAAAACAAUACCAACUAGAAAAAAUAUUUUAUAAAUGGUCAGUAAUUAUUUUAGUAAUAAAACAUUAGUAAUAAAACAUUAGUUUUAUUAAUAAAUUAAACAUAAUUUAGAUAAUAUAAAUGUUUAAUUUGUGAUAAUGUGUCUAAUACUGGAACUUCAGCUCAGUUAUUGAUUUAUAAUAAUCUUUUUUAUCCUUAUGCAAUCCUUUUAAAAACUGAUCUUUAUAGAAUUAAAAUAGAUCAUAUUUUAAAAUUACUAGCUGAAUUUUGCUCCUGAACGUUUUGUUUCCUUCAUUGUUUAGUAAAUGUGUUUAUAAAGGAGAAAUUUCAAGAUAACGUUUGUGCUUGUGGUCCUGUGUUUUAAGGUUCUGGGUUACAGGUUGCUUCAUCUUUUUCUGAAUUUUAAUACGGAUUCUAAUACUGUCUUCUUUAUAAAUGGGCCACAUGGGUGGCAAAAAUGAUCAGUUUGAACGACUCAGAUCGGAAACAACUUUCUAGUUUUCUAAUCUGCUGUCUUCUAAUGGUGCAAAUGUUAGCCACAGUCAAGCAGAACAAAGUUAAUUUCUGAAAGAGCUCCAGCGUUUGUACAGGAAAGUCAAGCCCACAGUUCUGUCAAACAAAUAAGCUGAGUUUUGACACUAGACUUAGAUAAAUAAUCUUUAAAAUGUGUUGGACAAUGACUGCGGUUAAUUGUACGAAGAAUGUUCUUACAUGGAAAAAACAAUGUGAAACAGUUUAUGCAAGAUAAUGUUUCUAAAGGUUCAGCAAGUUUUAUGUCACAUUAAGAAAUACUUAUUUUAAUAGUAGAUUUUUGUGGUCAAGGAUACGAAGAGGUUAUGGUUGCUGGUCUGUAACAUUAGAAUGUUAAACCUUUUAUAACACCUGGGAAGAAAAUUUACUUUAAGAGAAGAAAAAGUGUAGUAGGAAAUCAGGAUGUUUGGUUUUUUUGUUUGUUGUUUUGUUUUCAAUUUAGAAAUGGGUAUCCACACUCAGGAUUUAUGCUUUUGCAACUGUCUUUCAUAUCCUGAUCCAAGUACUCUCCU
This is a messenger RNA of Choloepus didactylus (southern two-toed sloth), 2681 nucleotides long. RefSeq names its product GON7 subunit of KEOPS complex (gene GON7). Gene Ontology annotation, cellular component: EKC/KEOPS complex. The coding region runs from base 36 to 338 and encodes 100 amino acids. The record is from RefSeq and is a predicted model, not a curated record. NCBI's taxonomy places the organism in Eukaryota, Metazoa, Chordata, Mammalia, Pilosa, Megalonychidae. The transcript has 2 exons.